AAAAAAAAUCCCCAAACUAAAACUGUCAACUGUCAACAAUACAAAAUUGUAUUUAUCUUAUAAAAUGUCUCUUUACGACGAUUUCGAUGUAAAAGCUCGCCCCACGGAAUCCGUACAAGGUUGGUCAUCCAGUAUAAAACUACUUCAAUCCCAAUUACAAUUAAAAAAAGCCGCUGUAACACAACCUAAAAGAGACCAACAAAGGAAGGCCAGUUUGCCCCCUGUAAUCGAUUUAAAACAUAAAAAACACGAUGAAGACGUCAAACAUUCAAAUAAUAAUUCCACUAGAAGUAAAGAGCAACAACUUCCAAUUAUAUCCGGAAGCAAUUAUAAACAAGAAUAUGAUUGGAAUGUUAUUGAUGAAUACGACCCAUUAUGGCCAAAUGAAUACGAAAAGAUAGUGAAAGAACUUCGUGAUAACCGCGAUAGAGACUUAGAAAAAGAAGAAAAAAGAAGGGAUAGGCGUCGAAAAUCGAGAUUUAGCGAAGCGGAAGAUGAUACUCCCCCACAAGCCAGUUUACCACAAAUUGGAAGUGGUUUUGCAGGAAGAUGGGCUGAUGAUGAAGAAGAAAUAGAACCACCUCCAAAAAUUACUAGAAUGGGACAAGGUGCUGCAAUUGCACCACCUCCUAGUUUACAAGAAGCUUUAUCACCACCAAGAAGUAGUUCUCUUACCUCUAAAUCUUCAACUCCUACUAGUGGUACUAAUACCACCAAUAAUAUCAACAAUAACAGUAGUAGUUACAGUGGCUCUUCCGUUGCGGCAAAAAUCAUGGCGAAAUAUGGAUUUAAAGAAGGCCAAGGAUUAGGUAAACAAGAACAAGGAAUGUCAAUGGCUUUACAAGUUGAAAAAACAUCAAAACGUGGUGGAAGGAUUAUCCAUGAAAAAGAAAUUCAACCAGCCCCUAUGAUAGAAGAUUCAUAUUCACCUGAUGAUAAAUCAGAACCAACUAUAACUGAAAUGAUGAAAGCUCCAAGUAAAGUGGUUUUAUUGAGAAAUAUGGUUGGACCAGGUGAAGUUGAUGACGAUUUAGAACCUGAAGUUAAAGACGAAUGUAAUCAAAAGUAUGGAGAUGUGGGAAGUGUUAUAAUUCAUGAAAUUAAUACUAGCAAUCCAGAAGAAGGUGUUAGGAUUUUUGUAGAAUUUAAGCGGAUUGAAAGCGCAAUUAAAGCUGUUGUCGAUUUAAAUGGGAGAUUUUUUGGCGGCCGACAAGUUAAAGCUAGUUUUUAUGAUACUGAAAAAUUUGAUAAUUUACAAUUAGAAUAGAAAUAAAUGAAAACA
This is a messenger RNA of Onthophagus taurus, 1282 nucleotides long. It is a transcript of the gene Spf45, whose product is annotated as splicing factor 45. Gene Ontology annotation, biological process: alternative mRNA splicing, via spliceosome; mRNA cis splicing, via spliceosome. Lineage: Eukaryota; Metazoa; Arthropoda; Insecta; Coleoptera; Scarabaeidae. The record is from RefSeq and is a predicted model, not a curated record. Gene Ontology annotation, cellular component: precatalytic spliceosome. Gene Ontology annotation, molecular function: RNA binding.